Molecule: messenger RNA, 333 nt
Organism: Copidosoma floridanum
Lineage: Eukaryota; Metazoa; Arthropoda; Insecta; Hymenoptera; Encyrtidae
Source: RefSeq, a predicted model, not a curated record
AUGAAGGUCCCAGUUACGAAGAAAAAACACAUACUGUCGAAGUACCAAUUUACAAGAAAUAUGGAAAUCCGUAUACCAAUCCCACAACCGUAUCAAGUACCUUUGAAAAUACCUCACCCACAGCCAGUUGUCAUUGAAAAAAAUAUUGAGAUCCCAGUGGAAAAGCUGGAGCCAUACGUUGUAGAAAAAAAGGUGCCUUUCGUUAUAGAAAAGCCUUAUGCGGUGUACGUCAAUAAGGAGGUGAAAAUUCCAAUUUAUAAGCCAGUAGCAGUCCAUGUACCAGUCUAUAAGCAUGUGAUUGUACACAGCUCGAAACAUAAGGAUUGGGAUUAA